Priapulus caudatus is the source of this 450-nucleotide messenger RNA. Its product is annotated as tat-linked quality control protein TatD-like. The coding region runs from base 1 to 450 and encodes 149 amino acids. Gene Ontology annotation, molecular function: hydrolase activity, acting on ester bonds. The transcript is spliced from 2 exons. The record is from RefSeq and is a predicted model, not a curated record. NCBI's taxonomy places the organism in Eukaryota, Metazoa, Priapulida, Priapulimorpha, Priapulimorphida, Priapulidae.
AUGGCACUAUUCCCGUGUGCUUGGGCAACUGUUGGUUUACACCCGAAGUAUGCCAAUCAGUUUGGUCCAGAUUUUCAAUCAAGACUGGUUCGAAUGGCUCAGAAUGAUCGUGUCGUUGCCAUUGGCGAAACAGGCUUAGAUUACACAGGUGUUGCGAGAUCUUCUGGUACUGUGAAACAGAAGGCAGUAUUUGCAGCACAGUGGCUCGUUGGGAGAUCCAGCAGUGUCACCACACUGGCUCGAAAUCUGCCACUGAGCAGAAUGCUACUCGAGACGGAUGCUCCUUAUUUAUUGCCUGUAGCUGCACCAGCAGGUUCGCAGUUUUCCCAUCCUGGCAUGGUGCUAGCCGUGGCUCAGGAAAUAUCCAACAUUCGUGGAACAUCUGUGACUGAAGUGUGUAGGCACACAACGAGCAAUGCAGUGCGAUUGUAUAAGCUUCCACUGUAUUAA